AUUACCGUCUUAGUUUCCCGUCGGGUUGUUGCAACUUCCGGAAAGGCAAUCCGGAAGUUUGCUUCUGCCCGGUUGUGGUGUGCUUGGAAGGAAGACGUUUUUGCCCAAGUUUUCGAACUUUUUUGUCUUUGCAACACGCGCUUUUCAAAGCUUGUUGAGCGAUCUUUGAGAGAAUGACUGACCGGUACAACAUCCACAGUCAGCUGGAGCAUCUCCAGUCCAAGUACAUCGGAACAGGGCAUGCUGACACCACCAAAUGGGAAUGGCUGGUGAACCAGCACCGUGACUCGUACUGCUCCUACAUGGGUCAUUUUGACCUGCUCAACUACUUUUCCAUCGCUGAAAACGAAAGCAAAGCUCGCGUCCGCUUCAACUUGAUGGAGAAGAUGCUUCAACCAUGUGGACCGCCGGCAGACAAACCCGAUGACGCCUAAAGCACGACUCAACCAACUACUGCCGCUUUUUUUUCUUCUUUCAUUUUUACCUACCGGACAUUUGUUCGUAAAGAUUUGUCAUCUCUGUGGAAUCCAACUAUUGAUGUGUUCACUGCCCACUCCAGGGACAGAAGUAAUUCUCAUUUGUUGGACCGGUUUAUAGAUUAACUGUAGUGCUCUCAGGAAAUAAAUGAGAAGGAACCUAUCCAUUUGAAAAAAAAUGUUAAAAAUGUCACAUUUGUACACAUUACACACGAUGUAUUCCUAAUUAAAACAUUUUUUCCUUUGGUUAAAA
Molecule: messenger RNA, 729 nt
Organism: Oryzias melastigma (Indian medaka)
Lineage: Eukaryota; Metazoa; Chordata; Actinopteri; Beloniformes; Adrianichthyidae
Gene: sf3b5
Product: splicing factor 3b, subunit 5
Exons: 2
Coding region: 174-434 (86 amino acids)
Biological process (GO): mRNA splicing, via spliceosome
Cellular component (GO): precatalytic spliceosome; U2 snRNP
Source: RefSeq, a predicted model, not a curated record